Rotaria sordida is the source of this 2429-nucleotide messenger RNA. NCBI's taxonomy places the organism in Eukaryota, Metazoa, Rotifera, Eurotatoria, Philodinida, Philodinidae. The record is from the annotation of a GenBank genome assembly.
AUGAUGCCUGGUGGAUCAUCAUCGGCAUCAUCAAAUGGUAACAACAUGAUGCCUGGUGGAUCAUCAUCAUUAUAUGGCAACAAUAUGAUGUCUGGUGGAUCAUCAUCAUCAUAUGGCAAUAACAUGAUGCCUGGUGGAUCAUCGUCAUCAUCAUAUGGCAACAAUAUGAUGUCUGGUGGAUCAUUAUCGUCAUAUGGCAACAACAUGAUGCCUAGUGGAUCAUCAUCAUCAUAUGGCAACAACAUGAUGCCUAGUGGAUCAUCGUCAUCAUCAUAUGGCAAUGGUAUGAUGCCUGCUGGAUCAACAUCGUAUGGUGGUGAAUCAUCAUUUAGUAAUAGUAUGAAACCUGUUGGCUCGUCAUCUUAUGGUAAUGGUGGUGCAUCAUCCUCUGGUGAUACUACCAAACCUACUGAAUCAUCCUCGUCAUAUGGCAAUGGUAUGAUGUCUGCUGGAUCAACAUCGUAUGGUAGUAAAUCAUCAUUUGGUAAUAGUAUGAAACCUGUUGGCUCGUCAUCUUAUGGUAAUGGUGGUGCAUCAUCCUCUGGUGAUACUACCAAAUCUGCUGAAUCAUCCUCGUCAUAUGGCAAUGGCAUGAUGCCUGUUGGAUCAACAUCGUACGGUGGUGAAUCAUUAUAUGGUAGUAGUAUGAAAUCUGGUGAGUUAUCAUCUCUUGGAAACAAUGAUAAGUAUGGUGGUAGGUCAUCAGCAUUUGGCAAUGCCAUGAAGUCUGUUGGAUCAACAUCUUAUGGUAGCAGUGGUAGUUAUGAUGGUUCAUCACACGGCAAAAGUGGUAGUUAUGGCGCAACUGAUGCACUUGAAUUAACUGGUCUACCUUAUGGUCUUCAAGCAACAGGCGAAUAUCUUAACUAUUAUCCAGAAAAACUUGAUCUAUCUAAAUGCGGACCUCAACCACCGAAAAAUCCAUGUACACUCAAUAGUCUACAAUAUUAUCCAUUACCUGGUUAUCCACAUUGUUACAUUCAGUGUUCAUUUGAACACAUGUUUGUUAAGCCAUGUCCACCUGAGCUUGUUUGGAAUGCACUCAUAAAUGUUUGUGAUUGGCCAACAGCUCCUUAUUCAGCUGAUGAUAACAGUUAUGGUUCUUCAUCCUAUAGUAACAACAACUAUCAAAGUGGAUCAUCUUAUUCAUAUGGACGAAAAAAACGUUCGACAAUUGAACGCAAGAAACUAUUCAGACAUGGUAAUCCAUUCCCGUCUCUAACUAAAUUGGAUGUACCCUUAGGUCCAUCUGUUCCAGGUGUUGUUCCGUUACCGGGUUUUACCGGUCCUAUUGGAAUUGCAGGUCCACUUGUUCCACCACCAACUCCUCCACCAUCUCCUCCUUCGACUGCUCCAGGAAUGGUUCCUCCAAUGGCAUCACGAAUGUUUCCUUCAAUGUUUCCUCUCUUUGCACCCAUGUCGCUUCCAUCACAAGUCGCUCCAUCACCAAUGCUUCAACCAAUGUUUCAACAAUCAUCUACAUUUCAAUCAAUGUUUCCACAACCAUCUACAUUUCAAUCAAUGUUUCCACAACCAUCUACAUUUCAAUCGAUGUUUCCACAAUCAUCUACAUCUCAAUCAAUGUUUCCACAACCAUCAGUUCCUCAAUCAAUGUUUCCACAAUCAUCAGCACCUCAACUAAUGUUUCCACAACCAACAGUGUCUCAAACAAUCUUUCCACAAGCAACUGUGUCUCAACUAAUGUUUCCUCAACGAACCGUGUCUCAAGCAAUGUUUCCACAACCAACAGUAUCACAACCAAUGUCUCCACCAUCACCAAUCAUGCAACCAACAUUUCUAACAUAUCAAACAUUUCAAACAUCACCAACACCUCGUUCAACACCUUCACUUCCAUCUUUUAUACCUCCCAUUCUUCCAUCUCUUCCAAUACCACUUGACGGACCAUUACUUCCACCUCUUCCUAUGAGUAUACCAGCUACAUUCAUUCCUGGUCCGCCACCUAUAUUUGGUGCUCCAUGGUUUGGACCUUUCGACGAACCUUCAGGAUCUGCUGGCGCAUCUUUAGGAUCUAUGGGCACACCCUCAGCACUUUUCAGUGGAUCUUUCGGUCAACCAUUUGGCUUCAAACCCUCAUUUGGUCAUCCAUUUGGUUUUGAUCUCGGCUUCGGUAGUGGAUUUCCAUCUUCUUCCAAUUUCUAUAGUGGUUUAUCUCAAUCAUUUCCAUUCUCUAACGGUUAUAAUAGGGGAAGCAAAAAUGGUAACAAAAAAGAUUUUGAUGAUGACGAUGAAGACGAUGACGAUGACACAUAUGAUGAUGAAAAACCAUCUGAUUCCAAUGAUGAUGAUUCCGAUAAAUCAAAACCAUCGAAACGUAGCAAGAAUAAUAAUAUUGCAAAGCGUAAAAAACGUGAAUAUGAUUCAAAUGAUCAUCAAGAUGUAACAAAUGAUCAUCAAGAUGUAACAAAUGA